This is a messenger RNA of Rhagoletis pomonella (apple maggot), 883 nucleotides long. RefSeq lists its product as uncharacterized. The transcript is spliced from 4 exons. Lineage: Eukaryota; Metazoa; Arthropoda; Insecta; Diptera; Tephritidae. The record is from RefSeq and is a predicted model, not a curated record. The coding region runs from base 418 to 762 and encodes 114 amino acids.
AUUUUGUAGAAAAGAAGUUCCUUUUAGUAUUUCUAUCUUUAAAAAGAAGAUAUAAGUAAAUCUAAGUACCUACUUGAUCUCGAGUAUACAAACGACCAUGUGUCCUUAAGCUUCAAGUUGUACAUUUGUUUCUAAAAAUUAUACAUAUAUAUACAUUUGUAGUACAAAUAUUGAUGUAAAGCCUCUUGUUUCCCUAUUGAAAAGGAAUAAAUAAAAUGAACAAAGCUGUUUGACUUUUAUUAUUAGAAAAAAAAAUGUUGGUACUUUCAAAGGCAUUUUGGUACGCUUUUUGGUACGAAAAAAAAAAUGUCUGUGGCAACACUGCUUUCAACUCUGCUGGCGUUCUCUUUUGUGUUUUCCAUUCGACAUUUGAACAGUGACAAGUGAGUGAUGGAAUUUCUUUACGUGCUAUAAAAUAUGGCAAAUACAAAUAUGGAAAUUGUUUUCGAAGGGGACAAAUUGUACAAACUUUUGGAAUUAUUUGAUUUAAUAGAUUUGUACGAUUUACUGAAAGAACACAACAUUACGGAGGAAAGUUUAAAGUUUAUGCAGAGCAGCCACAUUAAUGAAUUAUUCCCCAAAGAACUUUUGGGACGCAAAAUUAUUUUUGAACAGAGAUUGAAGGAGUGGCAAAUAGAACAAGGAGUGCGCAUUGAAAUUUUAUCUUUUCCAUCAGAAAGCGCAACGCCCGGAUCAGGAUCAACAGAAUCCAUUUCUUCUAGUUUUCUUGGUGCGGUUAAUGAUUUAAAUGAAGAAUUUUAAAGUCUAACGUGAAUGGAAAUGCUGUUUUAAAAUACUUUGAAAAUAAUCAAAGUUUAUCAACCAAGACUCGGAAACUUUUAUGUUCCUCGAUCACGGAAUACUUAAUUUAUAACAAAAUUAA